GUUGCUGUUGUUGCUGCUGUUGCUGCUGUUGCUGCCGGUCUAACACUUCUGGAGGCGAUGCAGGGGAUGCGGUGAAGCCUCGAAGGAGGAGAGAAGCAGAAAGACACCUUCUGAUGGAGAGCUGCUGAUUGACAGAGAGGAAAGGAGGAAGAGAGCGCGCAGAAGCAGCCUACAGUGAAGAAGCCAAAGAGGAGGAGUAGGAGGAGGAGGAGGAGGUGAGACGAGCGACUGGCGGCGGAGAAGAAUAGGUGGUGGUACAGUCCGGCUGUAGACCCUCAGGCUCCAGGCGCUCAAUAGAGAUGGAUCUGCAUUCAGCUUUCAACAACAUGAUUUGGCACGUGCCUUUCCUCCUGCUCCUGCUCGGAUGCCAAAAUAGUCUUUGCCAGCAGUCGUCGGAGGCUCAGAAGGAGGCGGACGCCAACGAAGACAGCACGGUUUUCACCAGGAUCCUGGACGGCCUCCUGGACGGCUACGACAACAGGCUCCGCCCGGGACUCGGAGAGAACGUGACCGAGAUCAAGACCAACAUCUUUGUCACCAGCUUCGGCCCCGUGUCCGACACAGAGAUGGAGUACACCAUAGACGUGUUCUUUCGUCAAAGCUGGAAGGACGAGCGCCUCUGCUUCAAGGGGCCCAUGGAGAUGCUGCCCUUGAACAACCUGCUGGCCAGCAACAUCUGGACCCCCGACACCUUCUUCCUCAACGGCAAGAAGUCCAUCGCCCACAACAUGACCACGCCCAACAAGCUGCUGAGGCUGAAGGACGACGGCACCCUGCUCUACACAAUGAGGUUGACGAUCUCAGCAGAAUGCCCCAUGCAGCUGGAGGACUUCCCCAUGGACGCCCACGCCUGCCCACUCAAGUUUGGCAGCUAUGCCUAUCCAGUAUCCGAGGUGGUCUACACAUGGACUCAAGGAGCUGCCAAGUCUGUCGUGGUGGCAGAAGACGGUUCCAGGCUCAACCAGUACCAUCUGAUUGGACAGACAGCCAACACAGAGGACAUACACACAAGCAGAGGACAGUACACUGUGAUGAUGGCACACUUCUACCUGAAGAGGAAAAUCGGAUAUUUUGUCAUCCAGACAUAUAUGCCGUGUUUCAUGACUGUAAUCCUGUCCCAGGUGUCAUUUUGGCUUAACAGAGAGUCAGUUCCUGCACGGACCGUGUUUGGGGUGACUACGGUGCUGACUAUGACCACGCUCAGCAUCAGCGCCAGAAACUCGCUUCCUAAAGUAGCCUACGCGACAGCCAUGGACUGGUUCAUUGCCGUCUGCUAUGCUUUUGUCUUUUCGGCUCUCAUUGAGUUUGCCACGGUGAACUACUUCACCAAAAGGAGCUGGGCCUGGGACGGCAAGAAAGCUCUGGAAGCCCAGCACCCUAAGAAGCGAGACCCGAUGGUGCUCUCGAAAAAGGCCAACAACGUCUGCUCGGCAGGCGUCAACUAUACCCCCAACUUCACCAAGGACGUGUCCAUCUCCACCAUCUCCAACACGACGUCGGUGCAGCUGCGAGGAGGCCCAGAGAGCAAGCUGGUGGACCCCAAGAAGACGUACAACAGCGUCAGCAAGAUCGACAAGAUGUCGCGGAUAGUGUUCCCCGUCCUCUUCGGAACCUUUAAUCUGGUCUACUGGGCCACAUACCUGAACAGAGAACCGAUGGUGCAAGGAGUUGUCGCGUCAACAUAAUCGCCGUUUUUUUUUUUUGUUUGUUUUGUUUUUUGUGGGAUUUUUUUCUUUCUGAAACUGAAUUAAUGUAAAAGAAGAAAGGGUUUGAGCUUAAUCAAUCUCCGCUUUACAAGAUAAAAAUGAAAAACAAACAUCUGCGCUUGAAGAACAAAAAAAAAACUUUACUCGUCUGUCUGUUCAGACACUUUGAAUGGAUGCAAGGCUGCGAAAAGUAAAAAAAAAAAAAUCCUUUCCUAUUCUCGUGGCCUAAAAAAAACAAACUGCUUGAUAAUGAAGAAACUGCUUCAAAGAAUCAGGAGAGCAACUGCUUUGCUUCUGUCUUGUCUAUCCCGCUGCAGUUUGCAUGACAUUCUCCUCUACAGGAAACCGUGGACUCCUUUGUCUUGAAUACCGACAAUGUAUGUGCAGAGCCUCAUUUGGUUUGGGUUGAAAGGUUAAAGUUCAAUGGUAAAUAAUGCUGCAAAAAGUAUUAGUUUAGCAUUUUGUUCCCACCCACCUGCCGUUAUUUUCCAUUGUACUGGUUCAAAACAGUUAGAUACAAUCCUAGAAUCCCAUUAGAAAAACAUAAUAAACAACCAGAAAGUAAAAAAAUACAAGUCCUAAAUAUUUACAUUAAAAGUAUAGGAAAGCAACACGUGGAAUAAAAAAAAUGAUUUGGCCUAUAAGGUGAAAAAAUAGCACAGAGUGAUGUGUAAGCACAAUUCUGGGGCUGGAUAUAUGCGAUUUAAAUGAAAUGUAAGCCUUGGUAACUCAGCCAUGAAACUAAUAUACACAGCCGAGAAGCCAGCUACCUGAAAAGCAGCGUGUCACAUACAAAUCAGCGGAGUUAUGUGGAGAGUUCAAAGACUGUAAUUCUGUGAAGUGACCUGGAUUCAAGAUGCCUUUUAAGCAUCCUUGAGCAGAACACUGUAGCUCUAAAAGCUCCAGGAGCUGGUUUUACCCUCAGUUUGGCUACAGCUAAAAAUAACAGCCAACUCUUAACCAUACUAAAGUAGCUUAUCAAGUAGAACUCAUUUGCCUUCAAUUUUAAAUUUAAUUGAGCAUUUUUGGAAGUUAACAGGCCCUGAAGACCUAAUAGUCUGAAAAGUUCCAAAAGGUACAGUUAGGGAGAAAAAGAAAACAUAAUCCUAGACACCAUUAUUAAGGUUUUCCCUUUGAGCACAUCUCUAAAAAAAACCCUCAACAUUGCUUUUUUUGUUUGCAUAAAUGGACAAAAAGCAUUUAAAUGUCAGCGCUAUCAUCUUCUAGAAGCCUGUUCCUGCAGUUGCGCCAACUCACUGGGAUCAUGCCACCAUAGUGUCUUUCAGGUGUUUUUUAAUUUUUUUUUAUUAUUAUGGCUUUUACUUUUUCAAGAAACAUAUCCUUAAAGACUGUAUAAUAUAUGGUUAUCUGAUCAUUUUACCUAUUUUACAAAGAAUAAAAACAAUCUUAAACAUUUAAUCCCUAAUUUAGGGCCAUCUGUUAUUAGACAUACUUUCAGCCUCCUUAAUCAAGAAGGGUUGAGCCGUAUGUUGUUAUUUAGGUUGAUAUAAAGGUGAUUUAUGUAUUUUUGUUAUUAGAAAAACGUAACUCCAGAAAAUAACAAAAAAGGUUUAACUCUACACCUGAAUAUAAUUUGGUGUUUGCAUAUAAUUUCAGAAACAACAUAAAGUAAGCUUAGAUACAUUUUUAGGUCAUUGUAAUUUAUAUCAUUAGUUCUGUCUUAUUCUGCUAACAGAUGUUAAGUUUUGCCUCAAACAUUGUUACUGUUGAAAUAAAUCAUUUAAAAACAAGUUAUCAAAAUUAGCUAAACACAAACUUUAGUGUUUUGUUAAUUUGUUUACAACAAAGAAGCAAAUGUGGCUCCUCCUCUAUGUGGUAAAACAGGACUCCUUACUAGCUAGCUUGUUAUUAAGCUCAUUAGCUCGUUUGCUAACGGGCUGACGAUAUCUGUUUUAGCGACCUGUUAGCAAGAGGUUAGCUACUGGAACAUGCUAACGUUACUCUGCUUCAACUCAAAAGUUUUGGUUUCCCUGUAUGCCCUUCCCCUUCUAGCAACUAAUUAGUAAUGAAUGUACUUAAAAUGAACAACUAUAAUCAAUAUGUUAUACAGAUAUUUAAAAAGGCCUCCUUACUAGCUAGCUAGUCGGGAUGCUUGUAAGAUGAGUAAUACAUUGUCAAAAUCUGUCAUUUUAUUUCAUAUGUUAUCCUCUGACACAUAAGAACACUUUGGAUUUUAUGUUUUACUGUUACUUUUCAGCUGUCUACUAAAAGGGGUUAAUUAUUGGAUUCUUGGAAACACAUGCUAAUGUACGCCUGCAUCGCAUCAAAGGUUUUGUUUCCUAUUUAUAAUGCCGUUAAUUUCUCCCACAAUCUAACGGUUUAGGAAUGUACAUAAAACGACUUAAAAUUUAAAAAAUUUUAAUUAAAGAGAAAAGUUCUUGAGAACGGGGUGAAACAGGUCUUCUUAGCUAUUUAGUUGGAAAGCUUAUUAGCUUAGUUGCUAAUCUGUUUUCAAAGACAUGUUCUGUACCUGACAUGUUACAAACCAAGUUUAUUUUUAUUUUGUGGGUUAAAAGUUAACGCCAUAGCCAGUAAUAUUCUUCCAUUUUUGAUUUCCUCUUAAUGUAACUUCCAAGCUCAUUCUUCUAAUGCUUGCUAUUUAUUGGGUUGAAACAGGUGGAAUACCAGAAGAAAUUAGGUCCAAGCAUACAAUUUCUAUACAUUUACUUUCCCUCUUGAGUGGACAAACUUUUAUUGUAUUAGAUCUACGUUUAAGAAAAUAAGUCUUUACAUUUUAGCCAAUUGUUUAAGUGUCAAAAAAGAAACAUGUACUGUAAAUACAAUUUCCAUUUUUAGAUUUU
Messenger RNA from Fundulus heteroclitus (mummichog), 4528 nucleotides. RefSeq names its product gamma-aminobutyric acid receptor subunit alpha-5. Gene Ontology annotation, cellular component: postsynapse; dendrite membrane; neuron projection. The record is from RefSeq and is a predicted model, not a curated record. Gene Ontology annotation, biological process: signal transduction; monoatomic ion transmembrane transport; nervous system process. NCBI's taxonomy places the organism in Eukaryota, Metazoa, Chordata, Actinopteri, Cyprinodontiformes, Fundulidae. The coding region runs from base 300 to 1685 and encodes 461 amino acids. Gene Ontology annotation, molecular function: inhibitory extracellular ligand-gated monoatomic ion channel activity; benzodiazepine receptor activity; GABA-A receptor activity. The transcript has 10 exons.